This is a messenger RNA of Phyllostomus hastatus (greater spear-nosed bat), 2185 nucleotides long. Its product is annotated as nuclear body protein SP140-like protein. The record is from RefSeq and is a predicted model, not a curated record. NCBI's taxonomy places the organism in Eukaryota, Metazoa, Chordata, Mammalia, Chiroptera, Phyllostomidae. Gene Ontology annotation, cellular component: nucleus. The coding region runs from base 99 to 1814 and encodes 571 amino acids. The transcript is spliced from 17 exons. Gene Ontology annotation, molecular function: DNA-binding transcription factor activity, RNA polymerase II-specific; protein binding; DNA binding. Gene Ontology annotation, biological process: regulation of transcription by RNA polymerase II.
ACCAAGCUGAAACCAGGUCGGGGACACUAGGGAUCAGAGGCCCAGGCAGAGCCAAAGGCAAGACGAAGGUCCCUGGGGACAGCAACCUCUGCACCAGUAUGUCUGCAGAAGCCCAGGACACAGACAACAGCAUAGAGAACAAAGCACGGAAGCUCUUCAAAAAGCACAAGGUGGCGAUUUCACAUAAGAUAAAAGAUUCAUUUCCUUUCUUUGAACUUCUCCAUGACCAUGACUUCAUCACCAGUGAAAUGUAUGAUGUGUCUAAAGAAACUUUUAAAAAAGGUCAAAACGUUGAAGAAGUCGUAUACAAUGUUCUCACUGAAGUGCAGAGGAAAUUUGAACCAUCCCUUCUGAAAAUAUUGUUCGACGAGUUCACCUUGAAAAGAAACCCUGAUUUAAAGCAUAUUUAUGAAAUCUUCAAAAAUGAGAUACCAGACAAAAAACUUUUUCCAGAAAAUUAUGCACAAGAAAAUGAGGAGAGGCCUGAUACCCAAUCAAGAUUUGAACAAGGACCUGGUGAGAACCCAUAUCCAAGCCUGCCCUGGAACAGCCCACAUCCCUCAGAUCACAAUGCUCCACAUGAUAAAGAACUCUCCGAGAAUCUGUCUGAAAUAGAAGAGAUCAUUGCAAUGGAAACAGGUACAACCAGUAACAACAACGAUGCCCUAGAAAGCCGACAAGCAAAUGAACAAUGUGCCCGGGUGUCUGAGCCAGCAGGAGCAGAGCUACACAAUCAUGGAAUCCCAGUGAAUUCCUGCCCUAUAGUGCCAGUGGACAUAAUGAAGGAAAAGUCAUUUUUUAAUUCAGGAGGUGAAUGGGAAGCCCGAGCAAAGAGUGGUUGUAACCAGGAGUCUGACAUAAUAGAGAUCAGCAGCGUGGACUCCCUGGAACACAGAAACAGAGAAGAGCCCCGAGAAGCGUCCACCUCAGCACUGAAAAGGAAAUUGGGUACUGUCGAUUCUGAAACCAGCUCUACUUCAGAAAAGACCAAGAGGAAAAGAAAGUCAGGAAAGCACAAAGAAGACAAUGUGGAUAUGGAGGCUGAAAUACUUCCUGUGAUAUGUGGGGAGAUGAGGGGGCUGUUAAUUAAGAGGAAAUUUGAACAAGGAGCCACAAGGAAGUGCAUAAGAACUGCAGAUGGAAACUGGCUCACCCCCAGGGAAUUUGAAGUCAGAGGAGGCUACGAAAAAGCAAGUAACUGGAAGACCAGCCUGACGUGCGGUGGAAAAACCCUAAAACGGCUGAUGGAGGAAGACAAAGUACCUACACCUCCAACAACAUGUGGCAGGAGCAAAAAGGGGGGAAACUCAGACAAAUGCAAGAUCUGCCAGGAUGGAGCAAAGCUCUUCCCCUGUGAAAAAUGUCGGAACUUCUUUCAUGAGAACUGUCACCUCCCACCUGUGGACACUAAGAGGAACGGUUGGCGUUGUACCUCCUGUACAAUAGACAGUCUACCAAAAAGCCAGCAGCAUUACAGGGAAUCUGAGGUCCUGGAGAGACAGAUGGAGCCUCAGGAGAAGUUGAAAUGUGCAUUCCUCCUCUUAAAGUUAUAUGGCCCUUUAGAGAAUGGCAUUUUCCUGAAAAUUCCUGAAAAUGAAAAUUAUGUUGAAAAGGCUUCUCAAUGCCUAGAGAGACUUAGGAUGUUGGACAAAGUCAAGAAGAGUCUAAAUGAGGGAGACUACACCAAAGUGGAAGAUUUUGUGCAGGCCAUGCACACCCUGUUCCAGGACCCCAAGUGCAACAACUCAGAGCUAACAGAGGAAGAAUUUAAGAAGAAUUUCAAAGAGGUCUUCACUAUUCAGGAAACUAAUUAGAACAGUUCACUGGUGUAGUGGGUGCUGUUGGGACCCUGAAAAGUCCCACUUUCAGGCAGAUUUCUUAUCCCCCUGCUGCGAUGAGGGUUGGCUGCCAAUGCCACCUUUCCCCAGGGUAUUGCCUUGGGCAAGUGGAGCCCUAGCCACCUGAACAUUACACCUCUUUGGCCUGGGGGGUUGGUCCCCACCCCCCAAGUUGAACCAACCAUGUACAGUGAUUGUGUUUCCACGCCCCCAGGGACUCAAGCUAGAGCUAUUGUCCAGCUGUGGGCGUGUCCUUGCUUAGCUUCCCCCUCCACGGUAUCCCGCUUCCCUUACCCUCCUCCUUCUGAGAGCAUUCUCAAAAUAAACCACUUAUUUAAGAGACUUUA